AUGAAUUCCUAUUUCACAAACCCGUCGCUCUCUUGCCACCUCACCAGUGGUCAAGAGGUCCUGCCCAGCGUGCAGCUCAAUUCCACUGCCUAUGACCCUGUAAGGCAUUUUUCAACUUAUGGAGCAGCGGUCGCUCAAAACAGGAUCUAUUCAUCUCCUUUUUAUUCACCGCAAGAUAAUGUUGUGUUUAGCUCCAGUCGGGGACCAUAUGAUUACGGAUCGAAUGCCUUUUAUCAAGAAAAGGAUAUGCUCUCUAGCUGCAGGCAAAAUUCUAUGGGACACAAUACACAAACUUCUAUUGCACAGGAUUUUGCAAGUGACCAAAACAGGAGCACGUCCCAGGAACAGAAAGCUAGCAUUCAAAUAUACCCGUGGAUGCAGCGCAUGAACUCCCACAGUGGAGUCGGUUACGGAGCAGAUCGGAGGCGGGGGCGUCAGAUCUACUCGCGCUACCAGACGCUGGAACUGGAGAAGGAGUUUCAUUUUAACCGCUACUUGACGCGGCGGCGGCGGAUUGAGAUCGCCAACGCGCUGUGCCUCACGGAACGCCAGAUCAAGAUCUGGUUCCAAAACCGCAGGAUGAAAUGGAAAAAAGAGAGCAACCUGACUUCCACUCUACCCGGGGGAGGAGGUGUCGUCGGGGAAGCCGCCGAGAGCUUGGGGGCGAAGCAAGAGAAAAGAGAAGAAGAAGAAGAAGAAGAGACGCAGGCGGAAAAACCGAAGGAAUGA
Molecule: messenger RNA, 729 nt
Organism: Notechis scutatus (mainland tiger snake)
Lineage: Eukaryota; Metazoa; Chordata; Lepidosauria; Squamata; Elapidae
Gene: HOXC6
Product: homeobox C6
Biological process (GO): regulation of transcription by RNA polymerase II; anterior/posterior pattern specification
Cellular component (GO): nucleus
Molecular function (GO): RNA polymerase II cis-regulatory region sequence-specific DNA binding; DNA-binding transcription factor activity, RNA polymerase II-specific
Source: RefSeq, a predicted model, not a curated record